UUCCAAAUUGUCUUAUUCAUCUCCACAUCCAUCUCUCCACCUCGUUAUCGACAACGCGCUUCUGUUAUCGGCCCAUCCUUUGGCAGUCACCCGCGCAUCUCUGCCCCCACCACCACUACCUCCACAAAAGAGCAUUGCUCGACAAAACGUUUCGCAAGAAACACCAUCAAACCCUCGAAUCUCCCACCCGGUCGCACGCCGAAUCACAUCCCGCGCUUGCUCAGUCCCAUCAAAAUCCGUGGACACUCACGCCCCUCCCGACCUUCUUUGUCAUAGCGCAAUCGCAUCUCUCUUGCAGGCCCGCUAUAAAAUACGCUCGUUUGUAUAACAAGCAACAAGUCCUCGUCUCCUUUGCAACAAAGCUUCCCACAGGCUACACACACGUGUCUUCGUCAACAUCCCUUCAUUGUCAGUCCUUUGACCAGUUUCUACCCUCGUCUUCACUCGCGACAUAGUCACCAACAGCCAUGUUCCCCGACCUUCCCGAGCACCUUCAGGCUCUCAAUACCAUUCCGGGUGACACCCCCCCGUCGUCCGGUAUGAACCCAGAGCAAGAAGAAGCCUUUUGGGGGUUCCUCCACGCCGAUGAGCUGUUCCGAAACUUUGGCAGCGUGCCAUCUCCGCAGGAUGAAGAGAAGAAGCAGCAACAAGCUGCCCAGAACCAGAUGUCUGCUCCUGCUGCGCCCGCCCCUACCCCUGCCACCGUAGCUACACCAGUUUCAUCCGCCAGCAAAGAUGACAAGCAUUCUGGGCCCACCCUCGAGUCUUUCCUUGCUGCCUACAUGGGCCAUUCCUCUACCACUGCCCAACAACAGACCGCUGCUCAAACAAUAAGCAACUAUCUCAUGCCUCUUCCUGCUCCUUACACCAACCCUGCUUCCAAUGCGCACCACCAGAGCACCAUUUUGCCUGCAACAUCUGUGACCACCCAGGAUGGCGUGUCAAGUGCGAGCACUGUCAGUGCUCACGAAGACUCUCCUACCGAUGACAAGCCGUCAGGCGCGAAAAAAUUGAAGCAAAUGGGCGCAAACCCUAACGACCUCGAAGAGGACAAGCGACGAAGAAACACUGAAGCAUCUGCUCGUUUCCGAGCCAAGAAGAAGGAGCGCGAGCAAGCCCUUGAGCGACGAGCCAAGGAACUUGAAGCCCAGGUCGCCUCUCUUGCCGCCGAAAACAGCUCUCUCCAAAACGAGAACCGAUUACUUAAAGCCAUCGUUCUGAACGGAUCAAACCCUAGUGCAGCUGCUCUUGCUGGUGUCAUCGGCGCCGGUCACGACACACAAGGACAGGAUGCCCUUCAGGCUGCUUUGGCCGCUUUAGGGAAGAGGAAGCGGGAUGAGUAGGGUGAAAAAUGUCGUGGCUUGUAUCAGUAGAUCACGAUAGAUUGUAAAGGGGUUGUUUAUAGCAAGCUAAUUGUUUUCGAGUAGAUGAGUUACCUUCAUUUUUGCCUUUACUUUAUCUACUUUGGUUUAAGCUUUCCAUCGAAUUUCGAAUUACAAAAAACAGGUCUUUGUCUUCCUUCAGUCGGUUAAAGCCAUACGUCUGAAUUCUUGGUUUUUUAUACGAAUGUUUUGUACGUACAGGAAGAAAAGAAAAAGGGCCGGAUGCAGAGAUACAUUGGCACAUAUCUCUUUUAGCGAAUAACAGGAUA
This is a messenger RNA of Cryptococcus deneoformans JEC21, 1651 nucleotides long. Its product is annotated as regulatory protein cys-3, putative. Gene Ontology annotation, biological process: regulation of transcription by RNA polymerase II. Bases 468 to 1343 code for a protein of 291 amino acids. The transcript has 3 exons. The record is from RefSeq and is a predicted model, not a curated record. Gene Ontology annotation, molecular function: DNA-binding transcription activator activity, RNA polymerase II-specific; RNA polymerase II transcription regulatory region sequence-specific DNA binding. Gene Ontology annotation, cellular component: nucleus. NCBI's taxonomy places the organism in Eukaryota, Fungi, Basidiomycota, Tremellomycetes, Tremellales, Cryptococcaceae.